This is a messenger RNA of Impatiens glandulifera, 543 nucleotides long. RefSeq lists its product as uncharacterized. Bases 1 to 543 code for a protein of 180 amino acids. The transcript has a single exon. The record is from RefSeq and is a predicted model, not a curated record. NCBI's taxonomy places the organism in Eukaryota, Viridiplantae, Streptophyta, Magnoliopsida, Ericales, Balsaminaceae.
AUGGCGCCAUUUGAAGCAUUAUAUGGGAAGAAGUGCAAGACACCACUACAUUGGGACGAGGUAGGUGAGAGAAUUAUGAUUGGGCCAGAAAUCGUAUCCACCACUGUGACCAUGGUGGGCAAGAUCUGGGAGCGGCUGCUUGCAGCUCAAAGUAGGCAGAAGAGUUAUGCUGAUAAGAAGCGCCGAGAUAUAAGUUUCAGUAGGGGUGACCACGUUUUAUUAAAGGCCUCUCCUUGUAAAGGUAUCAUCAGGUUUGGGAAAAAGGGCAAGUUAAACCCAAGGUAUAUCGACCCCUUUGAAAUUCUGGAGGAAAUAAGUGAUGUGGCUUACAGACUUGCCCUGCCCCCAACCCUUGAUACAGUCCACAAUGUUUUUCAUGUUUCCAAUCUAAGGAAAUACAUUCCAAAUCCGACCCAUAUCAUCCAUCAUGAUGUAAUGCAAUGGACACCAAACUUGACCCAUGAAGAGGUCCCAACAGAAAUAAUUGCAAGGCAGAUCCGAAGGCUGAGGAAUAAAGAAAUCAACAUGGUGAAGGUACUCUAG